ACUGAAAAUAAUUUAGUGAGGUGACGGUAAUGGUGAUGUGUGUGUAGGGUUUAGGGUUUUUGGUGUUGUGAAACGAUGGCGUCGAGACCAGAGGUGGUUGCGCCGCCUGAGAUUUUCUACGACGAUGCUGAAGCACGCAAAUACACUUCUUCUUCUCGUAUCGUUCAAAUUCAGGUUCUUCUUCUUCUUAAUUUAAUUUUCUUUUCUUUCUCUUCGAAAACAAUUAAUUCGAUUUGGUGUGCGAAAAAGGCCACGCUGUCAGAGAGAGCGUUGGAGCUACUUGCUUUGCCCGAUGACGGCGUUCCUAAAUUGCUCCUUGAUAUCGGUUGUGGAUCGGGACUUAGCGGUGAGACACUCUCGGAGAGUGGACACCAUUGGAUUGGUCUCGACAUUUCACCAUCGAUGCUCAAUAUUGCGUUGGAGCGAGAGGUUGAGGGUGACCUUUUACUUGAUGACAUGGGUCAGGGUUUAGGGCUUCGUCCAGGAGUUAUUGAUGGGGCCAUCAGUAUCUCUGCUGUUCAGUGGUUAUGCAAUGCUGAUAAAUCCUCACACAACCCGCGUUUACGAUUAAAGGCUUUUUUUACUUCUCUAUACAAAUGCUUAGCAAAUGGAGCUAGAGCAGUAUUUCAAGUGUAUCCUGAAAAUCUAGACCAGCGUGAAUUGAUUUUAAAUGCUGCUAUGCAUGCUGGAUUUGCUGGUGGUAUAGUGGUGGAUUUUCCACACAGCACCAAGAGAAGAAAAGAGUUUCUUGUUCUCUCAUGUGGUCAACGAUCAAUAAAUGCAUCCGUAUCCAAGGGUAAAAAUGAAGGUGGGGAAAUUUGCUCUGACGAUGACAGUGAAGAUGAAGAAAAUCAGACAGUAUGUAUCUCAGACAGGCAUAGACCACGGAAAAAGCAGAAAAAGAAUAAUAAGAGCGGCAAGGGAAAGGAGUGGAUACUAAGGAAGAAGGAGCAGAUGAGAAGAAGAGGAAAUGCUGUUCCCCCAGAUACCAAAUACACAGGUCGAAAACGGAAGGAUCGAUUCUGACUUUGUUUGGCAUUUGCUUCAGAGUGUUGCAUAUUCCUAGUCACAUUUAUUAUUUGAUUAUGGGGAUUACGAAUUGUAUAUUGAUUAUGGGCUUCAGAAUCCCGUCCUGAAGGAUCUUUCACGCUCGUUCCUGGCAGUCAAAUCUGUUCGAUCAUGAGCGGCCUUGGAGAUUUUUGUAAACUAAUUAUGCGGUAUGUUGGAUAUUAUUUUUAGCCCGGGAUCCUGACCCAUUUUGCCAAUGAAUUUGUACGUCCUUUACUCCUUUUAAAAUACAGAUAAAAAAAUGUCACUUUUGCUUUAGUUGGUAUUUGGCAAACUUUAUGCAUUUAUUAUUAUUUUUUUUGGAGUGUUAUUGCAUGCCAUUGCGCGGCAGAUACACACUGGAGAUGUUAUUUUCUUAAUAUAACAUUUAUGAUUAU
This is a messenger RNA of Abrus precatorius (Indian licorice), 1445 nucleotides long. RefSeq names its product 18S rRNA (guanine-N(7))-methyltransferase RID2-like. Gene Ontology annotation, cellular component: nucleolus. The record is from RefSeq and is a predicted model, not a curated record. Gene Ontology annotation, molecular function: rRNA (guanine) methyltransferase activity. Gene Ontology annotation, biological process: rRNA (guanine-N7)-methylation. The transcript has 8 exons. The coding region runs from base 76 to 1026 and encodes 316 amino acids. Lineage: Eukaryota; Viridiplantae; Streptophyta; Magnoliopsida; Fabales; Fabaceae.